Messenger RNA from Brassica oleracea var. oleracea, 1785 nucleotides. Its product is annotated as piriformospora indica-insensitive protein 2. NCBI's taxonomy places the organism in Eukaryota, Viridiplantae, Streptophyta, Magnoliopsida, Brassicales, Brassicaceae. Gene Ontology annotation, molecular function: protein binding. The record is from RefSeq and is a predicted model, not a curated record. The coding region runs from base 166 to 1587 and encodes 473 amino acids. The transcript is spliced from 2 exons.
GGCUGGAGCUAUAAUGAGAAACCCAUUGACUCCCAACGACCUCUCGCUCUCUCGUCAAUAAAUAAUCAUCCCAUAAGACAAAGAACCCCAGAGAUAAACCACCAAACUUUUUACACAGCUAAUCACAUAGCUCUUUGGUUUACCUCAUUCCUCUGUUUUUCCACAAUGUCUUGGAUUCAAUCUGUUCUCUUCCUAUUUCUUGUUUUCCGGUGGUGCAUCGCCGGAGAAUCAUCGUCGCCGGAGGUAACUGAUGACGGAGCUCCGAUGGAGAUAUCAGAAAGGGAAGCUCUUUACUCAACGAUUCAAGGGUUUGUUGGUGAUUCUUGGAAUGGCUCUGAUCUUUAUCCUGACCCUUGUGGUUGGACUCCUAUUCAGGGUGUUUCUUGUGAUCUCUAUGAUGACUUGUGGUAUGUCACGGAGCUAACCCUAGGUCUUGUUCAUGAAAACUCGCUUGCUUGCGCCGCAAGUUUGGAGAUAAAGCCACAGCUAUUCAAGCUCAAGCACUUGAAAUCUCUCUCGUUCGUCAAAUGUUUCACGUCUUCCUUAACAAUAUCCAAAGAAGAUUGGAUAAGCUUGGGAAGCAACUUAGAAUCUCUCGAGUUUAGAUCCAAUCCCGGUUUGAUUGGUGAACUUCCUGAAACAUUUGGAAGUCUCACAAACCUAAAGUCUUUGGUGGUUCUUGAAAAUGGGUUCAAUGGGAAGUUACCGACCAGGCUUUGCAAUCUAUCGAGCUUAAAACGGUUGGUUCUUGCGGGAAACUUGUUCACCGGAACGAUUCCAGAUUGUUUCAAUGGGUUUAAAAAUCUAUUGAUCUUGGAUUUGAGUAGAAACUCCUUCUCAGGGACAUUGCCUUCAACUAUUGGAGAGAUGGUUUCGUUGCUUAAGCUUGACCUAAGCAAUAACCAGCUAGAAGGGAAGUUACCACAAGGAAUUGGGUUUUUGAAGAAUCUGACACUGUUGGAUGUGAGGAACAACAGAAUCUCUGGUGGGUUUUCUCAAAACGUUGAAAAGAUUCGUUCCUUAACAGAUCUGGUUUUAUCAGGAAACCCAAUGGAUAUUGAUGACAUGAUGGGGAAGUGGGAGAAUAUGGGCAGCUUGGUGGUUUUGGAUCUAUCUAAGAUGGGUUUAAGAGGUGACAUUCCUUAUGGUUUAACCAAGUUGAAAAGAUUGAGGUUUCUUGGUCUGAACGACAACGAGUUAACCGGUACAGUCCCAUCAAAAGAGUUGGAGACUUUGCCUUAUCUUGGUGCUCUGUACAUCCACGGAAACAAUCUAACGGGAGAGCUUAGAUUCUCAACAAAGUUCUAUGAGAAGAUGGGGACAAGAUUUAAGGCUUCAAAGAAUCCGAAUCUUUGUCAGUACGAUAUCGUGUCAGAAUCUCGUAGCUACGUGCCUCCACUUGGUCUUAAGCCUUGCAGCAAGAUGAAGAAAACAGAGGGUGAUUUGGUAAUUCUACAAACGUUGAGAAACCUUAAGAAAGAGGAUUCAAGUUCAUCAAUGUCUUUGAUGAUUACAAGACGUGUGUUGUCAAAUGGGUUGACGUGGGAUUUGCUUUUGGAGCUUUCUCUUAUUGUAUUAUUGAUAUAAAUAUGUUUUUGUUUGUUCGAUGCUUUUGUAGUAUCGAUGUGUUGGUUGAUAGAUUUUGAUGUCAGUUAAUUAAGAAAAUCAAAUCCUUUUGGAUGUAACAAGAAGUCUGGUUUCUUCUGUGUCUUGAUAUAAAACACGCUGUGUAAUGUGUAUGUGUUGUAAUGUACUUGUUAAUGUAUGUAUGGUAAUUAUUUUUUU